UGGUUUUUACUUCAAUGGCAGCCCAGUCAGCUGUUAUUUGGCCUCACAAUUAUUUUGUUGACAUUUCCGAUUUAGAUUUUUCUACACAUCUGUUCAAUUUUUCAAAACACUUUGUGAACGAAAUAAAAAUUAACAACAAAACGUUUAUCACAACAAGUAAACCACAAUACGGCGAGUUAAAAUAUAUACUCUGCAAUGAAUCACCUGAUUUUGUGUCGCGUGCCCGUUGAUAAAUUUAUUUGCUAUAACGCCCUCACGUUUUGUGCCAGCGAUCACUGACCGACUGCGACAGAUUAAUUACACAACAAACAAUAAAUAAAACUGCGUCAAAUAAGUUAGCAUAAACUAAAAAUAAACUGUAAACAUUUGUACAUGUGCUAAUCAGAACGAGAGAAGGCAACACUUGGCGUUCAAGUUCGUCGCAUUGACCCCAAGUGACGUAUAGCGUAUUGGGAAGCGAAGAAAGAAGAAGCAACCUACAGAAGCCGGCUAACGCUUGUUUUUGGAAAAGGCAACAUUGCUUAAAAUGCUACCGGGGCGGCAGAUACCUCAACCCAUUGCACAAGAGAAUCCAUUAUGGGUAUCGUGGCACGAUACGCAGAUGAUGGCGUCACUUAGCCCUGCCACAGUUAUGGAUUACUUUUGUCGCAAAUCCAACCCGUUCUACGACCGGGUCUGUAACAAUGAAACGAUUCGUAUGCAGCGUUUGAGUCUAGAGCAUCUCAACAAUAUGGUUGGUGUUGAGUAUAUCCUACUGCAUGUGGCUGAACCUAUAUUAUAUGUUAUUAGGAAGCAACAUCGUCAUAGUCCAACAGAGGCGACACCAAUGGCGGAUUAUUAUAUUAUUGGUGGCAUGGUGUAUAAAGCACCAGAUCUGGCUAGUGUCAUCAAUUCAAGAAUCCUUGCCACAGUUACAAAUUUGCAAUCAGCUUUUGAAGAAGCUAGCAGCUAUUCAAGAUAUCAUCCAAAUAAGGGAUACACAUGGGAUUUUGUUUCAAAUAAAGCACUUUCAGACAAGUCGAAAGCUAACAAGAAAGAUGCAUCGUCUAAUAAAGAUGAUAGUGGAACAAUAUUCCAAAAGCAACGAGUUGAUAUGCUGCUAGCUGAACUGUUGCGUAAAUUUCCCCCUCCGAUACCCCCAGUUAUACAUCAACAACAAAUUCAAAAUCAACAACAAUUGCAACAAUCACAAAUGCAAAAUGCUGCGCAAGAAGGCACUGCAAUUGAUGCAAAUAAUGUUGCUAACACUGCUGCUAGCUCGAAUAACGGUAUCGUACCCUCAGAGGCAAGUCCUUCUGCCAAUGCGGUACCUGGUGGAAUUGAGCCAAAGGUCGAGGGAAUCGAUAUGAAGCCACCACCAGAGAAGAAAAUAAAAAUGGCUGGAAUUAGAUGACCAUAAUUCGGUAUAUGAACGUCGAUUUCCGAACCAAAUACGCAAGUCAUUUAUUGCAUAAUAAAUGUAUUCAUAUGCUUUUCGUGCUAAGC
Messenger RNA from Rhagoletis zephyria (snowberry fruit fly), 1485 nucleotides. RefSeq names its product mediator complex subunit 6 (gene MED6). Gene Ontology annotation, biological process: regulation of transcription by RNA polymerase II. Gene Ontology annotation, molecular function: transcription coregulator activity. The record is from RefSeq and is a predicted model, not a curated record. Gene Ontology annotation, cellular component: mediator complex. NCBI's taxonomy places the organism in Eukaryota, Metazoa, Arthropoda, Insecta, Diptera, Tephritidae.